CCCCCAUCUCUUUAUCCUCAAAACGGUUAUAUCAAUGGCAAGCAAGAUCUUGAUCAUCGGAGGGACUGGAUACAUCGGAAGGUAUUUAGUAGAGGCAAGCCUCAAAGAAGGGCAUCCAACUUUUAUUUUGACAAGGCCAAGCGCAACCAACGAUGAAGAAAAAACCAACUGUCUAAAGGAUUUCAAAAGUCGCGGUGUAGAACUGGUUUAUGGAGAUCUAGAUGAUUAUGAAAAGUUGUUGGAGGCAGUGAAGAAAGUUGAUGUUGUGAUCUCGACAGUAAGUGGGAAAUCCGCAGCUGCGCAAGGCAAACUAAUUGAAGCCAUCAAAGAAGCUGGAAAUGUCAAGAGAUUUUACCUUCGGAAUUCGGAAUUGAUGUGGACCAUGGGAUUUUGGAUGGACCGGUCGACCCAGCCAAGAGCAUCUUUGAGGGAAAAGCGGAAAUCCGUAGGAAGAUCGAAGCUAAAAAUAUCCCACAUACUCUUGUAGUAUGCAAUGGUUUUGCAAAAUAUUUUCUGCCCAAAAUCGGCCUAAUGAAGACCGAAAAGGAAAUCACCAUCCUUGGGAAUGGAAAUGUGAAAGUUGUUUUCGUCAAAGAAGAGGAUAUAGCAUUGAUUACUAUCAAAACAGUCGAUGAUCCACGUACCCUAAAUAAGGCCCUGAUAUUCAGACCUCCGGGCAAUACAAUGUCAUUUAAUGAAGUUGUAUCCCUAUGGGAAAGCAAAAUCGGCAAGACCUUCGAUAGGAUAUAUGUUACCGAUGAGCAAGCUCUCAAAGAAAUUGAAGACUCUCCCGGCAAAAACAUCAUGUCGUCUAUAUCAUAUUCGACUUUUGUGAAAGGAAGUGCAACCAGUUUCAUAAUUGAACCUUCAUUUGGUGUGGAGGCUAGCGAACUCUACCCGGAUGUUAAUAUCACCACAAUCGAAAAAUAUCUUGACGAAUAUGUUUAAAAUAUUUGUUUCAUUUGGCAUUAAUAAUCACAUGUCAUGGUUAUUAUUUGGUAUGCUUUUAUCUUGCGGUGUGUUAUGUUGUUAAGUUGUUUUAUGCUGCAACUUGUUAUCUUGUCGUAUGUUUCA
Molecule: messenger RNA, 1074 nt
Organism: Lactuca virosa
Lineage: Eukaryota; Viridiplantae; Streptophyta; Magnoliopsida; Asterales; Asteraceae
Source: the annotation of a GenBank genome assembly